AUGGCUUCAGCACUUACUUUCGGGGUAGAAUGGGAGAUGUCCGUAGUAUGCGGCUAUGAGAACUCCCACCCCGAUCCCUCAGAACAACGCAUCGUACGGAUUGGGAACCAGGACAAGGUAGAUGAUAAUCGUUUCUUCAGGACCAACGGUGAUGAGUUCCUGUGGGAAACCGUGGCCCGGCACAUGGCAGCCACGCUCCGCGCCGCUGGCUUCGACUCGUCAGUCCACUCGAAAGGCUUCACCACGUGGGACUUCAGUUCCGACGUCAGUGUCUGUGAGCCGGCCAGCAACAGGCGGUACACAUACGAGAGCAUUGAGCUGCGCUCACCGGCCAUGUACUUCACGCCCGCGUCGCUACGCGCCGUGGAAGAGGUCUUGACCCUCCUGACCAGUACCUAUUGCAUCAAUACUAACCCGACCACAGGCCUACACGUGCACGUCGGUGAUUCAACGAAGGGCUGGCCCUUCCACAUGAUGCGCAAGCUCAUCGCCUUCCUCUGGGCCUUCACGCACCAGCUCAACACGCUGUUCCCCCCGUUCCGCAUGGCCAGCAACUACACGCACCCAAUACGGACGCACUCCAGAUACGCGCAGAGAUUCGACGACGAAGGGCCCUCGCCCACACUGGCCAUCCUCGCGAUCCUGAAAUGCGAUGACGCGGAAAAACUGCACUAUCUGUUCGACGCCACCCAGUUGCGGUUCAUGGAAAACAUUCUGCACGUCCAAGGCAUACCCAACUGCAAGCCCACGAUCGAGUUCCGGCAGCACCAAGGCACCAUGGACCCCCGAGCCACGAUCAUGUGGGUCAAGACGAUGGUCGGCAUCAUGGAGUUCCUGCGCGAUGUGCAGCCCGCGGAUUUCACCUCGCUGCUGUCCAUCGUUGAGCACGAGCACUGGGAGAAGCAGCCCGACCAGCCCGAAAAGGAACAUGAUUAUUAUGAAGAGGAGCGGGAUAGCAAGCACGACGUGGAGUGCGAGCGCGACAUGGGCCCUAUCCUCGCCGAGAGCGGGUUCACGGUCAUCGACCUGCUGCGCACCAUGGGCUUACACGAACCAGCGCGCUACUACAAGCAGCGCGGCCUCUACAAGCACAGAGCGCUCCCAAGGCCUUUCAAGUGGAAUAGCCGGGUCUCCUCCUGGAUCGAAGACCCGGAUCCGAAGAAUACGGGACAGACGGAGGUUAGGUGGGGUGCGGAUGUUAGGUGGGAGGCGUCUCCUGUGGGGCUGGACAUUCGGGCUGAUAGAGGGAGGAUCAAGGAGCUGGAAGAGAUAUUCGCGGCUGUGGAUGUGGCGGAUGCAGCUCGGAUAGAUCGAAGGGUAAUUGACUGA
Messenger RNA from Amorphotheca resinae ATCC 22711, 1329 nucleotides. RefSeq lists its product as hypothetical. The record is from RefSeq and is a predicted model, not a curated record. NCBI's taxonomy places the organism in Eukaryota, Fungi, Ascomycota, Leotiomycetes, Helotiales, Amorphothecaceae. Bases 1 to 1329 code for a protein of 442 amino acids. The transcript has a single exon.